Messenger RNA from Cornus florida, 2342 nucleotides. RefSeq names its product DEAD-box ATP-dependent RNA helicase 37-like. Gene Ontology annotation, cellular component: nucleus. NCBI's taxonomy places the organism in Eukaryota, Viridiplantae, Streptophyta, Magnoliopsida, Cornales, Cornaceae. The transcript has 7 exons. The record is from RefSeq and is a predicted model, not a curated record. Gene Ontology annotation, molecular function: ATP binding; RNA helicase activity; RNA binding. The coding region runs from base 367 to 2196 and encodes 609 amino acids.
AAAAAAAUCACGGAGAAGAUUUUUUUAUCUUAAUCUCUAAGUUUGAAAUAGGCGAGACAUCUCCGUAUUUGUUAAAAGCCGAUAUUUUCGCUUUGUGUCCGAUCUACAUUUCCGUAUCUGAAAGCUAGGGUUUCUCAAUUCUCCUCCUAGAUUGCACACAAUCCACAACUACUUCCCGUUUUGAUCUCAACAUCGGAGGGUUUGACCUUUGAAUUAUAGAUAACAAUAUUCUCAUUUUGUGGCGGUAAGAGGAAUUUGGAUCAGAGUCUUAUUUGUUGGGGGUUACUGUCUCGGUUGUGAUUCUGGAUUAGGAAUUUGAGUUGGGUUUGUCAGCUAUUGUUGAAAGGGAGGGGUCAAAAUUUCAAUAUGAGAACUUCUUGGGCGGAUUCUGUUACUGCUGCUGAGACUGUAGUUUCUGGCAGUAAUAAUAAUGUGAGUGGUGGAGCUUCACGUCCCACCAAAUCUGCUUAUGUUCCUCCGCAUCUUCGUAACAGGCCUGUAUCGGAGACACCAGCUCCAUCAUCUAGUGGUCCAACAUUAGGUAAUGGUAGGAUGCACAGGGGAGAUUCUAGGUCUGACUACGGGUACCAAGGUUAUACUGGUGGUGGUCGGGUUGGUGGUGGCGGCAGUGGUUGGAGUGGCAGAGGUGGGGGGUGGGACCGCGGGAGGGGCCGAGAGGUAAACCCCUUCGGUAAUGAUGAUGUUGAUGGUGAUGCAGAGCCUUCAUUUGGUGAGCAGGAAAAUACUGGUAUAAACUUUGAUGCUUAUGAGGAUAUUCCAGUUGAGACAAGUGGAGAUAGUGUGCCACCUCCCGUGAAUACAUUUGCUGAGAUAGACUUGGGGGAGGAACUGAAUCGAAACAUUCGGAGGUGCAAGUAUGUCAAGCCGACUCCCAUUCAGCGUCAUGCGAUCCCCAUUUCUCUCGGGGGUCGGGAUUUAAUGGCCUGUGCUCAGACCGGGUCUGGCAAGACAGCCGCUUUUUGCUUUCCAAUUAUUAGUGGAAUUAUGAGGGGGCAGUUUGCAAGACCACGUGGAUUACGGACUGUGUACCCACUUGCUCUUAUUCUCUCUCCUACAAGAGAGCUCUCGUGUCAGAUACACGAGGAAGCUAGAAAGUUUUCCUAUCAAACUGGUGUCAAGGUGGUAGUUGUUUAUGGAGGAGCACCAAUCAACCAACAGUUGCGAGAGCUUGAGAGAGGAGUUGAUAUUCUCGUGGCAACUCCUGGACGAUUAGUUGAUUUGCUUGAGAGAUCGAGAGUGUCGUUGGAGAUGGUAAGAUACUUGGCUCUUGAUGAAGCAGAUCGAAUGCUGGAUAUGGGAUUUGAGCCUCAAAUCAGGAAGAUAGUGGAACAAAUGGACAUGCCUCCCCGAGGCGUGAGACAAACAAUGCUGUUUAGUGCUACUUUUCCAAAAGAGAUUCAGAGACUAGCAUCUGAUUUUCUUUCAAACUACAUUUUUUUGGCCGUCGGAAGGGUUGGUUCAAGUACUGAUUUGAUUGCUCAAAGAGUUGAAUUUGUUCAAGAGACUGACAAGAGAAGCCACCUUAUGGACCUUCUUCAUGCACAGAGAGCUAACGGAAAUCAUGGCAAGCAAUCUCUGACUUUAGUAUUUGUGGAGACGAAAAAGGGUGCUGACUCAUUGGAACAUUGGUUGUGCAUUAAUGGGUUUCCUGCAACUACAAUACAUGGUGAUAGAACACAGCAGGAAAGAGAACAAGCAUUAAGAUCAUUCAAGAGUGGAAAUACGCCGAUUUUAGUGGCAACAGAUGUGGCAGCACGUGGUCUCGAUAUCCCUCAUGUUGCUCAUGUGGUCAAUUUUGACCUCCCUAACGAUAUUGAUGAUUAUGUACACCGGAUAGGACGAACGGGACGAGCUGGCAAGACAGGAUUGGCGACAGCUUUCUUCAAUGAGAACAAUUUAUCUAUGGCAAAGCCUCUAGCUGAUCUGAUGCUAGAAUCUAAUCAGGAAGUACCUGCUUGGCUCACUCGUUAUGCAAGUCGUUCAUAUGGAGGGGGUAAAAGUAAGCGCUCUGGGGGAGGACGUUUUGGUGGUCGUGACUUUAGAAGGGAUAGCUCUUUUAAUAGGAAUGGGGGUGUCACAGAUUAUUAUGGUGGUAGUAACAGUGGUGGUGGAUAUGGGGUUCCUGGCAGUUACGGUAGUGGAUAUGGUUCUGGAGUAACCAGUGCGUGGGAUUAGUGUCCACAGUGCACUGGAUUUAUUUUCUUGUAGUAUAUAUAUUAUUUUUGUCAAAAUUUAAGGAUUAUUAUUAUUAUGUGUUACCUUUUUUCCCAAAUGUAGUUGAGUUCCGUUUGCCUUGAAUGUAUGAAAAGCUUUCUCGAGUA